CUACACUUCCCGGCACCGCCGCCGCGUGUGCUCGGCGUGCUGCUGGUGGUGGUGGUGGUGGUGGUGGGGAAGGGGAAGGGGGGAAAGAGCCGCGGCCCCCCCCCCCCCGCCCCCCUCCACCCCCCCGCCCCGGUCAUGGCCCUGCGGCCCGGCCCCGGCGACGAGCGGGGCCCCGCGGGCGGGCCGCGGUGGUGGCCGAGGGAUUGCUGCAGCGGGCUGGGCGGCCUGGACUACGGCACACGCCAGGCACAGGCCAAUCUGCUUCCCGCUGGCAGCAGCGAAUUUGGUUGUUCAGGAGGAGAGAAAAGAAGGUGGAUGUUACAGCCAUGGCGCAGCUCUUCGGCUACGUGGACAUGACUGACUCCGGCUUCAUUGCAGCCAUCCUCUCUAUCGCCUUCAACCCUUUCUUCUGGAACGUGGUGGCGAGAUGGGAGCACAAAACGCGAGCGCUCAGCCGGGUCUGCGGCUCUCCACACACCGCCUGUUACUGCCUGGGCACUGUUAUCCUGAUGCUCAACUGCGUGCGGAGCCACUGCUUCACAGAAGCCAUGAAGAGCCAGCCGAAGCUGGAGGGCUUGGACAGCCACUGGGCCUAUUACUCAGGCUUGGUCGUCUUGGCUGUAGGGACCUUGUUUGUCAUCUCCAGCUUCUUAGCACUGGGAUUCACCGGGACUUUCCUAGGUGAUUACUUCGGCAUCCUGAUGGAGGCAAAAGUCACCAGCUUCCCCUUCAGCAUCCUGGAUAAUCCCAUGUACUGGGGCAGCACGGCCAUCUACCUGGGCUGGUCCCUCAUGCAUGCGAGCCCAGCUGGCCUUUUGCUGACAGCUGUAGUGGCAAUUUCCUACACAAUUGCAGUGCUCUAUGAGGGGCCUUUCACAGAAGAAAUCUACCGGCAAAAACAGAAGGGAGCAAAGAACAAGUAACGACGGCAGUGUCUUGGAUACCUCGGCGCAGCGUGCCUUUGCGCUCCCCACGCUGUCCGAUUUGCCCACUUUUCCUACCGAGAUGUAUCCUACUAAUUAGCCCAGCAACCCCUAAUGAGCCAACUGACCACCUUGCAGUAUUGGAAGCAAUCAGAGGAACAGUAUGAGCACCUCCUUGCUCAGCCCGUGGGAGCUGGAGAGUCCUGUUACAAGGUCCCCAGGGCCUCCCGACCUCUCCUCCCGCACCAAUUAUUGAAGAUCUGCAGGGUACAAAGCAACCCAGCUCCAGAGCCGAGGGCGAGCAGAAGAGCGAUGGAGGCACCGGGGGCCUUUUGUGAGCGAGCUCUGAGCACACAGGAGCACCGGCUGCAGCUGAUCCUCUGUGCAGAAGGCACUGGAAGCAGGCUGCUCAGGACGGCGAUGCCAGCGGGCAGCCACUCGGUGCUUUUCGGGCAGCUCGCUUCAUCUGGUCGCUCGCUCUGCAGGCUGACACCUCAGAGGGGCUGAUCCUCCGUAGCCCCGCAGCACCUUUGCAAGCAGACGCUGCCAAAGAGGCACGGCUUGGUGCCCCUGGGGCUCUCAAACACUGCCAGGUGAGGAAGAGGGGCAACUGCUGCAAAGCCAACACCAAACCCCUCUUUUCCAGAGCAGUGAAACCUCCCCGUCCACAA
Cygnus olor (mute swan) is the source of this 1594-nucleotide messenger RNA. RefSeq names its product phosphatidylethanolamine N-methyltransferase (gene PEMT). The transcript has 9 exons. NCBI's taxonomy places the organism in Eukaryota, Metazoa, Chordata, Aves, Anseriformes, Anatidae. Gene Ontology annotation, molecular function: phosphatidylethanolamine N-methyltransferase activity. Gene Ontology annotation, biological process: phosphatidylcholine biosynthetic process. The record is from RefSeq and is a predicted model, not a curated record. The coding region runs from base 327 to 923 and encodes 198 amino acids.